Messenger RNA from Caenorhabditis auriculariae, 3080 nucleotides. The record is from the annotation of a GenBank genome assembly. NCBI's taxonomy places the organism in Eukaryota, Metazoa, Nematoda, Chromadorea, Rhabditida, Rhabditidae.
AUGUCCAAGACCCCCGACGUGAAUGAACUUGUCAGCUUGAUAAAAAAGCAACAGGACGAAAUGAAGGCCCAGAACGACCUUAUUUUCAGCCUUCUCCAGGCUACCCUGAAAACAACCGCCCCCACUGUUGCCAACGCCCCGACUGACCCAUCUUGUGUCGUGGCAGCGUUAUCGGCACGCAUACCCAUGUUCGAAUACGAUCCGGAAGCCGGGAAAACUUUUUCCAAAAAUGGAUUAACCGAUAUGGAGAAGUUAUCACGGUUGAAGGAAAAGUCCCUCGACGAGACUACGCAAGUCAGGCUUCUACUCAACAAAUUACCCGACGAAAUCUAUGAGCAAUUUGCUGCAAAGAUUUGUCCCAAGAACCCCUCCACGGAAUCUUAUGCGGACGUAGUCGCUACGCUGAGCGACUACUUCGAUGUUAAAAGAUCCCUGCUGUCCUGGAGAUUCGCAUGCACGCAAAUGAGUCGUCUGGAUGAAAAUCCAGCGGCUUACACGUCCCGUAUCAAUGAAACCUGCGAAAAGGCCAUGUUGAAAGACAUCACCCCAGAAGAAUGGAAAACAUUCUUUUGGAUUAAGGGCCUUGACGCAGCAGGAGACACUCAGAUCCGUGCCCAUUUCAUCAAGUUCAUGGAACGAAGAGUAGAAAGCAAACAACCCACCACCAUCAUGGACCUCUGCGAAGAAUGGCUGAGGAUUCAACGGCAGAAAACUGAAGUCCAAGAACUUGGACAGAAGAGAGUUCUCGAGUUGAAGACCAAAGCCUCCCCCAAAACCCCGGUAGCUUCAGAAGGAAAUCCUAUGAACAGGAUGACCUGUUGGAAUUGCGGCAGAGACGGGCACUCCUCACCCGUUUGUCGCAAUCCCAAAUCCACCUGCGACAAGUGUCAUCGAAAGGGACACGGCGAAAUUCUGCAAGUCCACCCGCGUCACCAACCCCAGGAAAUCGACUACGUCAAAGCCGAACACCUGGACCCGGUGCAAAGCUGUCACAGUUGCCAACGCAGAAUCCCCCCAAGUGCAAGCCGUCCGACGCUUUAUCGAUGUCGAAGUCGAUGGCGUCCAAAUCCCAUUCCAAAUGGACACCGGCAGCGAUUUGACUCUGGUCGGAACCCCCGAGUGGGAACGACUAGGCAAACCGCCCUUGGAAAACGUCCCUUUCCGAGUGAAGAAUGCUAGCGGAAGCGACAUGGACAUCAAAGGCCGCUUCAAGUGCAACUUCCAGUUGAAGGAUUCUCACGCCAGCGGCUAUGCCUACGUGAGGAAUUCCGGAAACUUACUCGGAUUGGACUGGCUUGAAAAAUCCACCCACAUGAACUACCACCUUGACCAAAUGAUCAAUUCCAUCGAGAACGGUAGACCGUUCGGUGAACAGCUGAAGGAAGAAUUUCCGGAAGUGUUUGCUGAAGGUCUAGGGAAAUGCAAUAAAGAGCAAGCAAAGCUUAUCUUGAAGGACAAUGCAAAUCCAGUCUUCAAGCAAAAGCGCCCCGUCCCCUAUGGCUCCCUGGCAGCAGUCGAAGGCGAACUGAAUCGUCUUCAGCAGCUAGGCGUCAUUGAACCCGUUACCCACAGCCAAUGGGCCGCACCCGUCGUGUGCAUUAAAAAGGCCUCAGGGAAGAUCCGAGUCUGUUCUGACUUCAGCACAGGACUCAACUCAGCAUUGGAAGACGAAGAAUAUCCCUUGCCCACUUCCGAAGAGAUCUUCGCCAAUUUGAACGGAGGAUCCGUUUUUACCCAAAUCGACCUCAGCGACGCGUAUCUGCAAGUUGAGUUAGAUCCUGAAUCCCAGCCCUACGCCGUCAUCAACACCCACAAAGGCCUUUUUCAAUACAAAAGGCUACCAUUCGGAAUCAAGACGGCUCCGGCGAUUUUCCAGAAAAUCAUGGACAAAAUGAUUACUGGAUUGAAUGGCGUGGCCGUUUACUUGGACGACAUCAUCGUAGUUGGCCGUUCCCAAGCCGAACAUCGCGAAAAUGUUCGGAAGGUCUUCGCCCGUAUCCGUGAAUACGGUUUCCAUCUUAAACUUGAUAAAUGCGCUUUCGAACAAAGCGAAAUCAAGUAUCUGGGAUUCAUCCUCAAUGCUUCUGGACGCCGACCGGAUCCUGAAAAGGUGAAGGUUAUCCACAACAUGACCCCUCCGAGAGACCAGAAGGUUUUAAGGUCAUUUCUCGGAAUGAUUUCCUACUACGGACAAUUCAUCCCCAACAUCAAAGCAUUGCGAGGACCCUUGGAUCGACUUCUGGUCCAAGAUGAGGAUUGGAGGUGGACUAGAAUUGAAGAGCGUUGCUUUCAAAAGCUCAAAGACGUCUUGUCCUCCGAUCUGAACCUUGUUCAUUUUCAUCCGAAGCACCAAAUUGUACUGGCCGCCGACGCCAGCGAGUAUGGCAUAGGCACAGUCAUUUCCCACAUCAUGCCCGAUGGCACCGAAAAGCCUAUUGCGCAUGCAGCAAGGUCCCUUACCGAAACGGAAAAAAAGUACUCUCAAAUCGAAAAGGAAGCCUUGGCUCUCAUUUUUGGAGUGAAGAAGUUCCACAAAUUCAUCUAUGGAAGACGCUUCACUCUCCGCACUGACCACAAGCCCCUUUUAUCCAUCUUUGGAAACAAGAACGGAAUUCCUGUUCACUCCCAAAACCGGCUUGUGCGAUGGGCGAUCAUCCUGCUCGGAUACAACUUCCACAUUGAAUACGUCAACACCGAUAAGUUCGGGCAAGCCGAUGCCUUGUCCCGAAUGAUCCAACAUCAGGAGGCCCUUCAACAAGACGACUUUGUCAUCGCGAAAGUGGAAGUAGAAGUUCAAGAAGUGCUUCGAUCCAGCAUUCGAAGACUUCCCCUGACCAACGCGGACGUUCAAACCGCUACUCGUCAGGACAAAGACCUCCAACACCUCAUGAAGUUCGUGAGAUCCGGAAAAUUCCCUACCAACAUCCCUCCGAAUUUGCGUUCAUUUGCAUCAAAACGAGAUGAAUUGAACGUAGUCGAAGGCUGUCUCAUGGUCGGCGAACGAAUCGUCAUUCCCAAGACCUUACAGCGAGAAGUUCUCCAAGAACUCCACGCUUCACACGCAGGAAUGGAUCACAUGA